AAGAAGCGUGAUGUCUGGAAGAGGUAAAGGAGGCAAAGGCCUGGGAAAAGGCGGAGCGAAGCGGCACCGCAAAGUGCUCCGUGAUAACAUCCAGGGCAUCACGAAACCAGCCAUCCGGCGCCUGGCUCGCCGUGGCGGGGUCAAGCGCAUCUCGGGCUUGAUCUACGAGGAGACCCGCGGGGUGCUGAAGGUUUUCCUGGAGAAUGUGAUCCGGGAUGCGGUCACUUACACUGAGCACGCCAAGCGCAAGACGGUCACCGCCAUGGAUGUGGUGUACGCUCUGAAACGCCAGGGCCGCACUCUCUAUGGAUUCGGCGGCUGAACAUAAAGCGAUCCUUUUCCAACGAACCCAAAGGCUCUUAUCAGAGCCACCCAAACCCUCCCGAUAGAGAGCGGAGACCUGAGGUCGUGGAAGGCAACGCAUACGGAGAACCUA
Molecule: messenger RNA, 436 nt
Organism: Hemiscyllium ocellatum (epaulette shark)
Lineage: Eukaryota; Metazoa; Chordata; Chondrichthyes; Orectolobiformes; Hemiscylliidae
Product: histone H4
Exons: 1
Coding region: 11-322 (103 amino acids)
Biological process (GO): nucleosome assembly
Cellular component (GO): nucleosome
Molecular function (GO): structural constituent of chromatin; DNA binding; protein heterodimerization activity
Source: RefSeq, a predicted model, not a curated record